Molecule: messenger RNA, 4592 nt
Organism: Lucilia sericata (common green bottle fly)
Lineage: Eukaryota; Metazoa; Arthropoda; Insecta; Diptera; Calliphoridae
Product: serine/threonine-protein kinase PITSLRE-like
Exons: 4
Coding region: 719-4069 (1116 amino acids)
Biological process (GO): protein phosphorylation; regulation of mitotic cell cycle
Cellular component (GO): nucleus
Molecular function (GO): cyclin-dependent protein serine/threonine kinase activity; ATP binding
Source: RefSeq, a predicted model, not a curated record
ACAACAAGUAUCAACAUUUUUCAUAUAAUUUUCUCUAUUUGUUUACAACUAAUUCUCCUUUUAAUCCUUAAUAUCAAGAAAAGAAAAAAAGCAAUUAUCGUCUCUUCUCAGCCUGAUGAUGUUGUUGAUUUACUUUCUUCUUCGUUUAUAAGCAGUUGUUUGUGGAGUAUUUUGCUUUGGAAUUGUAUUACUACUACAACUAUCUAAAAACAACCUUUAUUGGGUCGUCACAUAGUAUUAAUUUCAUAUUUUUCAUAUACAAGGAUACAUUGUUGUUCAAAAAAAGAUUAAUACAAUUCCAAGCAAAAAAUGCAUGCAAACUUCUACGUUGAAAAAAGUAAAGAAAAACAAUAAAUCAUGGGUAAAUAAAACAAAGACAAAACAAAUUAUUUCUUAUAUAAAAAACUACUACCAGAACAUUUUUACAAACUAAUCAAAAAAAACUAUUGGCCAUUGUAACGCUCAGAUCAGGGACAACAAGGGUAAACACACUUAAACACACGCUUACCCAGCAACCAAUUGUUUGCUAAACUCCAAGUUUAACUGGCAAGAUUACAACUUCCCAAAAAAAAGGAAAGCAAAGGGCUGUAAUUAAAUUGAAACCAUAAAAGAGGCGUUCAGUGGGAGCUAAGGAAGAAGAGAAGGAGAUGUGUAUAAAGAAAGAGUGGUUUUUUGAUAAUACAUACUAAAUUUUUUCUCUUUUUUCUUUACAUAACUUAUGUAUUUCUCUUUUUUUUUUUUAAACAAAACCCUCAAAAAACAACAAAAAAAUAUUUGCAUUUUUCUUUAUAGUGGCGAAGAGGAUACAGAUUCAUUGGAUAUUAAACCACCACAGGCUCAUGUAUCUCGCGAUUCGAGUAGUUCUAGACGUAAGGAAAAAUCGAAGGAUAAAAAACAUUCCAAAGAACGUAGACACAAGGAACGUUACGCCGAUGCAGGAGGUGGACGUGAUAAAGAAAAGGAUUAUCAUCGAGAUAGCCGACAAGUUGAACGUAGAAACGAUGUGGAGCGUAAAGAAAUAAGACGAGGCAAUGGUGAGGAACGUUAUCAGCUGCAGAAGAGUGGCUACGAUCGGGAGGAUUAUAUGGCUGGAGGAGAAAAGCGUUAUCAUAAACAUUAUGAUGAUGCUGCUACGGGUUCGCGUGGCAGUGGUAAUAUUUAUCAUGGCAGUUACCAUAGUCAUCAGGAACAUCAAUACCAACAUCAUCAUCAUCAUCAGCAACAGCAGCAGCAUCAUCAUCAUCAUCAUGCCCAAAUACAAAUGCAACAUCGUCAACGUCAAGAUUACUAUGAACACCGGAGACAACAAGACUACCAUCAUCCACCACCCACCGAUUAUCAUGGCCAACGUCAUCACCAGCAGCAACACAAUCAAGCCUAUGAAGUUUCUCGUGGUGGAGCUCAAAAAUAUCAUGAUCAUGAUAUGGAGAAACGUAAAUAUGGCUCAUACGAUCAAGCCAAAGAUCCUGAAAGUCUAGAACAAGACUUACGUUCAAGACUUUUAAGCAAACGUCAUAAAUAUGUUAAAGAUGAUAGUGCAGAAGAGGUGGGUGUUGCUAGAGAUGAUUCAUAUGAACGUUUAUAUGAGGAGCGAGAACAUGAACGUAACUCCAAAGCAGAACGUCGCAAGGCUAGACGUUUAAAGGGGCGCGAUGCUAUAAUAGAAGUGGUAGACAGUCCGGAUGCCGAAGAAAAUCUACGUCAUUCGCAACGCAAAAAACAUAAACGCCAUAAAGAAAAGCAUGAGAAGCGAACAGCCUUAGAUGAUAUUAUACCGCCUAAAAAUUCAGCAGCUGUUGCUGCCCAUUUACCUGUAACAGCAGAAAAGAGACGUUCUCCCGAGGACCCAGAACUUAUAGCUCGUAGAGCAAAACUGCUGGCCGCCGAACAAGAAAAGGAGAAACGCAAGGAAAUUGCCCGCAAGGAACUAGAAGCACGCCGUGAAUUGAGAAGAGAUCGUACUUUGGAUACUUUAAGUCCCACCGCUGUGGCGGCCAGUGUAACCGCCGGUUUAAAUGUUCAAAUUAAACGUAAGAAGAGCGACGAAGAGGAAAAAACAAAACGGAAACGUAUUAAAAAGUCCAAGGACAGUGAGGAAGAUGAUGACGAAGAUGUUGACCGAGAUGAAGAAGACGAUGAAGAUGCUAGUGACUCUUCCGAUGACAGUCGUGACGAUGAAGAAGAUAGCGUUAGUAACUCUGGCAGCGAUAGCGAUCACAGUAAUUACAAAAAAAGUAAAUCGAAAAAGAAGAAACGAGCGAAUCAUAGUGAUGGUGAAGUCUCCUUACCCGAAAGUCCUUUGUCAAUAGGAGAAUUGUCCAAAUCUCCCAAUAAAUCAUCGAAGAAAAAAGCGAAAAAGAAGAAACAUUCUGCCAAAAGCAAAUAUUCCGAUGAUGAAGACAACGAAGAGGAAGAGGAGAAACAUAAUAAACGUUCUUCUAGAUCCAAUUCAAUAUCACUGUCACCCAGCCGUUCAAGAUCGCGAACACGUUCGCAUACACCCGCCCGUUCUAGAUCACGCUCCAGAUCCCGUUCAUCACAUUCUUCUCUCACGGCUAGCUCUAGAUCACGUUCAAGAUCUCGUUCAUCCGAACGCAGUAGAUCAAGAUCUCGUUCUCAUUCUAGCUCAAGAUCACGUUCUCGUUCACGUACCUCCCGCAGUCGUAGUCUAUCGAAAUCACGUUCACGUUCUCGUUCAGAUUCACGUACGCGCAGUGAAGAACGUGAUAUGAAGGCCAAUUCACGCAAAGAGGAGAAGGAAUCAAAAGACAAAUUGUCCUCCUCAGAGGCGGAUAAGAGAAAUCACGAAGAUGCUGAAGAUUUGCCCGCCAUGGAUGACAAAGGUAAUCCCUUACCCAAUUACUAUCCCGGUAUACAGGGUUGUCGUUCGGUAGAAGAGUUCCAAUGCCUUAAUCGCAUAGAGGAGGGUACUUAUGGUGUUGUUUAUCGCGCCAAAGAUAAACGUACAAAUGAAAUUGUCGCCCUUAAACGGCUCAAAAUGGAAAAAGAAAAAGAAGGCUUUCCCAUUACCUCACUGCGUGAAAUCAAUACUUUACUCAAGGGUCAACAUCCCAAUAUUGUUACGGUGCGCGAAAUAGUUGUCGGUUCAAAUAUGGAUAAAAUUUUCAUUGUUAUGGAUUAUGUAGAACACGAUUUGAAAUCGUUAAUGGAAACUAUGAAGGCGAAAAAGCAAUCCUUUUUCCCCGGUGAAAUUAAAUGUCUAACGCAACAGCUGCUCAGAGCAGUGGGUCAUUUGCAUGACAAUUGGAUUUUGCACAGAGAUUUGAAGACCUCUAAUCUUUUGCUAUCGCACAAAGGCAUUUUGAAAGUGGGCGAUUUUGGUUUGGCGCGUGAAUAUGGUUCUCCAUUAAAGAAAUAUACCUCAUUGGUGGUGACAUUGUGGUACAGAGCUCCAGAGUUGCUGUUAUGUUCGCCCGAAUAUUCGACACCAAUUGAUAUAUGGUCGGUGGGUUGUAUAUUUGCAGAAUUUCUACAAAUGGCUCCUAUAUUCCCAGGAAAAUCCGAGGUGGAUGAAUUAAAUCGGAUAUUUAAGGAACUGGGAACUCCCAACGAGAAAAUUUGGCCUGGCUACAAUCAACUACCAGCGGUCAAAAAUAUGCUUAGCCAAAACUCGCAAUUUGCCGAUUAUCCCGUGUCCAGUUUGAGAAAACAUUUUGCCGACAAAACUUCCGAAGCCGGCAUUGACUUAUUACAGGGUCUUUUAACCUAUGAUCCCAAACAAAGAUUGUCCGCCGAUACCGCAUUAAAACAUCAAUAUUUCAAAGAACUGCCAGUACCUAUUGAUCCAUCCAUGUUUCCCACCUGGCCAGCUAAAAGUGAAUUGGGUGCACGCAAAGCUCUGGCCUCCUCACCGAAACCACCUUCCGGAGGUUCCCAAUUUAAACAAUUGGGUAAAGAUGAUCUGGCUGGCACCGGUAGUGGCGGUAAAAUUAUAUCUGGCAUUAUAACCGGAAAUAAGAAAACUUCUGCUAAUACCGGCUUUGUCCUAAAUGCUGGUAUCGAUCAAAGACAAUUAGCCAUGGGACCCGGUUUUAAUUUGAAAUUCUAAACAGUUUCGUUUCUUCUAUGCGUGUAAUAGACUUUUAAUCUCUUAAACAAAAACAUCUUAAAGAUUAAUUAAAUUGCCACAACGUUUUUUGUUAAUUUUUUUUAUUAUACUUACAUAGUAAAUAAGUCGUGUCCUUAUAGGGGUGUGUUAAAUUUAAAUCGCAAAACAUUAAAUAUUAACCGUCAUUAUAUCAGAUUUUUUAUAACAACAUCAUUGUUAUUGAAAGCUUAGUUUAAAGCUUAUAAACAUUUACACAAUACUAUAUAAACUCUUUAUAUUUUUAUAUUAGUACAUACUUAUUAAAUUAAAUCAAAAUGUGUAAUUUCCUUUUUUCUUCUUUAUUUUCCACAAAAUUUUCUUAAUUUUAGUUUUUUUCUUUUUUUUUUUUGUUUUCUUUUCUUAAGUUAUGUUUAUUCUUUAAUAUUUUUACAAAAUAUCGUAAGUUAUUCCUAAAAAAAAUAAAACAACAAAAAAAUAUGAAAACAUGUAAAAAAUACAUAAAUAUAUAGUUUUGGAUAAAAAC